Saccostrea cuccullata (small rock oyster) is the source of this 317-nucleotide messenger RNA. Its product is annotated as fibrinogen-like protein 1. Lineage: Eukaryota; Metazoa; Mollusca; Bivalvia; Ostreida; Ostreidae. The record is from RefSeq and is a predicted model, not a curated record. The annotation marks the transcript as partial. The transcript has 3 exons.
AUGUUAUCGAAUGGUACAACACUGUAUGAGCUGUAUGAUCAUUUCUCUAUUUCUGAUGAAGCUGAAAAGUAUCAGCUGUUUCUGUCUGGACCUGCCACGGGAACUUUAGAAUUUGGAGGUGACAGUAUGUUAAAUACUGAUUAUUCUUGGGCGGAUCUGUCUGGGAUGUAUUUUUCUAACCCAGAUAGAGAUAACUAUAAAUUGACUGGGGGUAACUGUGCUGCUGACAGUCAGAUGAGGGGCGGCUGGUGGUUUAAUACAUGUCACCUAGCCUUCCUCAACGGUCAAUGGUUCCCGGGAAACUGGAAGGAUCCCUG